AUGGACAGGUUGGUCUCCCGUCCUCUCGUUUGGUGCUUUGCCGUGUCCAAGCAAUCAACAGUUUCCCUACAUAACUAAAGCAAACAAACAAUGGAAACCAUUCUCAUGUUUUUUUAGUUUUUCUGCGGGAAAGAACACUAGAUAAGUGUACUUGUGCCCGGCGGUUUCUGACCCCUGCGAUUGUCAGGCCCCGCUCGAGAGCCUUAGCACUUGGCGAGGUUUUAGGCAUUCACAAAUGAUCUGUACACGUGUCCUCCUAGGGCCUUUUGUGGCCUUUUUAUUGGCACACAUCGGUUAGACCUUCAGAGUCGGCCACUCAUGGUUUCAUGGGAACCGUUGCUCGUCGUCUGUUUUUCUGUGUGGUCGCGCGUGGUACUGCACCAUACUAGCUUAAAAGACUAAAAAGCCGAACUGUUGUGCCCGCAGAGUGAAUGACAUGCGUGCGCGGACAGACAACUUAAGCCAAUAUAAAAGCCUCAAACACGAUUUGAAAAGGAUGGCUUAGGGGCUACUUGGGUACCAUCUUGCUCUCGGAUUUUUGUACUGGCGUUGGAUUGACUACCUAGAUGCAGUCUCUCCUUGGUAACAUUUAGGCGCUCAGGGCCAAACAUUUGCUAACCCGUUUGAAUUUGCGGGUUAGCGCAUAGCUAGUAGUCUAAUUGGCCUGUGCUGCAUGUGUGAUGCCAAUCAUACGAACGAACUGCGCUAGGAGACUGCCGAAAAGAGUCAACCCAUCGCAAGACUAUCCCGCGACCGGGUCUAGCCCUGGACGACUAAAAUGCUAUCAGGGUGUCGCAGAUGUUAGUUGUACCGUUCGAGUUGUUUAAGGUUCAGCCCCCCCCGUUCUAGAUAACACGGGGAGAGGUUGAGUCGUGCGCUGAGUAGGGUCUACAGUGAGAGCAGCUCCAUACGCAGGGUCGUGUCGCUAAGUUGCGCGUAAUGGGUUGCCGGUAAAUAAGAUUUCGCCUGCCGAGUGCUCACUCCUGGUUAUUAGUCCGAAAUGCCCCCAGCGCCUCUGGACGUGAUAAGCCCUUUCAAACACCGUUCCGUGUCAUGCAUGUGCUACCCGCUGAUCAAUUGACAUGGAUACGUGGUCGGAGGUGAUUGAUAGGCCUCGGCCGCAUUAAUGGACCCGCUGUGCUCAUUGGCGCAGACCACGUCGCCAAGUUUUGCCCUCGUUUAUCUUAAUUGCUCGAGGCGUGUCGCGCGCUCUGUUUCCUGCUAGUCAACUUGUCUGGGGACAGUGACCACCAUGAGUUAGAGUCGACCGCGUCAACAGGCAGGUGGUCCUUUUGGCACAUUGGUAGCUCCAGAACGAACCUUUAUUACAACGCUACCAGUUUCAAUCGCGCUUGCGCUAAUAACUGACCAAUUGUAUGCUAGAGUAGUAUUCUCAGCGCUACGCUUCCUCUCUUGCUCGCUAUACUCAGUUUGUCAACUUUCCGUUUCAGACGCGAACGAGGUGAUAUUCGCAACCGAGGCCGGCCGGGGCCCCCUGGACAGCCGCGGUAAUUUUUCCUUGUAUAUAUAAUCCCGUGUCCCCUGUAAUACCCGUUGUAGGAUUGCCUGUGGGCGCCAACGCAUCUGGGUCGAUUGUAGUUAAACAGCCCUAAGACAUUGGCUAGUCCAUUUACAUUAGGUUGAUGUUAUUUGAUUGAAUACAACUGCACACCAACAAUCAUUCCAGUGGGCCUUAAGCUGAUAACCUCUUCUUAGACCUUACAGUUGUCCCCUUCUUCGUUCUUUUUCGCUUAUUGCGCGCCUUUUCAAUGGCCUUACGUGAACGUUUUCCCCCCACUGGCUUUGCCGCCAUUUUUCGGUGCUGGCAUACGUCCAUGACGUACCUCAAGACUGUUGGUAUCUAUUAUACUGGAUUUUGAUCGUUUUGACACGCUUAUGCCCUUGCACGUUGCAGCGGGGGACCUUACCGACAACAAGGUCCUAGUGAUUACCAACAUCCGCAGGGGCGGAGUGAAUUUCGGUCCUAUGGAGGUCCGCCUGACCCGUAUGGCGCGUCAUUUGACGCAAGGUACUCUGGAGGACCGCCGCCACCUAGAUAUGGUGGUCCGCCCGACUCAAGGCGAGGUGGUCCGCCCGACCCAAGGCGGGGUGAUGGUCAUUUCGACGUAAGGUAUGCCAGCGGCCCGGACAGGACGAGGUAUACUGGGCCUCCACCAGGCCCCCGGCAAACUUGGGUGGACGACAGACGUGGUGGUCCAUCCGGCGGCGGCGGCGAUCAGUAUCGAGGUGAUAGUCGGUCUGUACGACCGCUCGGUCGCGGUGGGUAAGUAGAGGUGAUCUCUUACCAUGUUUCCAUAUCCCAGUUUAUCUUACCCAUCGGUUGUUCAUUGACAUCUCUUGCCUGUUGCUUUUGUCUCCAACUUAAGGUAUUCGUCAGUGAAGCCUCCAGGACCGGAGCACCCGGUGACAUCCGCGCGUGGAGACGAUACGGGGGACGGACAGUCGUCGGCUUCUCAAAAGAAAAUCAGGGCCAAACCUUCAGCGUAAGUCUUGUAAAAAAAACUCGUGGCGAGUUUAUAAACACUGUUCGUUUAACGGCUCACAGGGCAUAGGGAUGUUUAGAGGAAUUCUGGAUUAUUAUGGAGUCAUCUUCCUCCAGCUACUGCGUACAGCCGAAUUCCCAUCUGCAAUCUGGAGUCUGGCUCAAAACAUCUCGGAAUCUUGCGUCGCUCCUAAUUGCGGCUAAUUUCUGUCAGCCAUCGUGAUAGUGCUUUGGGGCCGAAUGGUCGGUAACUUGUGGCUCCCGGUCAGGCGUAGCCCAACUAUAAUUGCAUUGGUUCUUCAGCCUUCGAGUUGGUAUGAAAAUAAAGUUUGCUGAAGUGCAGUAGCGGUCCUGAAGCUGGUCAGUCGCGGGAGUAAUAUUAAGCCACUGGUCUGGUGUCUUUCGUUAAUGCCAACGAGUGAGUGCUCAGAAAUAUAAACCAACCCAAAAAGGUUCCCAUGCUACGGGCGUGCGCCAAAUUCUGCGUCUGUCGGGUGACUGAUUCUACCGUAACUUGCGUUUGUUCUUUGCUUGUAGAGACAAUCUGGUAGAACAAAUGGAAAGGUAAGAUGCGGCAGUAUUUGUUACCUACUGUCAAGGGUCACGAUCACCGAAGGGCUUCACCCUCCUUGUCGCCCCGAUAACGGCGGAACUCUUGGCGAACCCGUCUUGAUAAGACUAAACUGUUGGGAUAUGACAAUUGCGGAUCGCACCGUCCUAAUGUAUGACAUCGAAGCUCUUCAAGUUUAUCGGAUGCGGGACAACGAGAAAGUGGAGGUACGCCUCCUUCCAAAGGAUAUGCGAGCACUUCUAAAGCAUAUCGUAAAAAGGUACACUUCACUUUUUAAUUCCGAGUAACAAGUCUGCUAUCAAUGGCACUUUCUAAUGAAUUUGGUUCCCUUUAGAAUGCCAUCAGACACGGUCUAUGACGGCGGAAGAAUUAUUUACAAAUUGGAUCCAUUACCUGGUGUCACAGAGAUGGGCAUCCAGAAGGAAGAUCCAGUUCCUGACCCAACGGAUCGGGACGAACUAACACUCAAAUAUCGCAUUAAACUAGUCCAAGAGACUUCUACAGGAGAUCUUGCACGUUACGUCGAAAAUCCUAGGGCUUCCACUCUGGCUAUGCCACAGGUUAGUCGGAACCCUUGCUUCUUUGACUCAGAGGUUUAGGAAAGCAUUCGGAUGAUCGACUGUAUUUUCAAGUCCAUAAACGAAGACAAGUUUGUAUCAUCCGGAAGAGCUGCCAUCUUCUACCCCACGCCUAUUAGACGGCUUGCAGACAAGUUAUUUGACAUACAUAUGGGCUUCAUAACUAGCGUUCGUCCGCAGUGGAAGGUCCGCGUCAACGUAGACAUGGUGAGUUGACUGCAAUUCAGUUGCUUAACCUCCUUAUAUUCAUUUCGUAUUUUGGACUUUACCGCCCUCCGAGGGCUGACCGUGGUCUUGUUUUAAUUUAGACGUGCAAGGCAUUCUUCCCUCCUGGAAACCUUGCAGAUGUCUUAUAUUCCAAAUACGGGGACGACAUAGAGAAUCCUGCGUGUUGGAACUCGGUGCUCGCUGAUAUUAAGAGACUUCGUGUCGAAGCCAAGUUUUACAAAAACCAGGACGGUAAGCAUUGCUUGGAUCAUAAGUCCAGCUCGUUUGUCUCUUAUUCCGUACUUUACCACCUCGAACAACCCCUGGCUCCUGCUCUCUCACUCCCCGGCUGCCUUGUCAGUGAGGCUAACGGCAGGCCUCCGACUUGCACGUGGGCAGCACGCUGACCGAUAAUUAAGCCUAGGGUGGGUCACUGACCAGGCGGCCCGGCCAUUUUAUUUUUUAGCUACUUCAUGAAAUGACCUUGCUGACUUGUAUGUUCUUCCUCCCAGGAAAAUCGUUCUCCCGCCGUUUUACCGUAUUCAGCCUCUCCACAACUUCAGCACAAAGGCUGAUAAUUGAAGACAAGAAUGAGUCCGUUUUCGAAUACUUUAAAGAACAUCACAACAUAACUCUCCAAUACCCUGGUUUGCCGUGUGUUAAGGCAAGCGUCAAAUUUACAUUACUAUUCAAUCCUUGACAGGUUUCCAACAAGAGAGACGUGUUCAUCCCAAUGGAGUUGUUACACGUAUUGCCAUACCAAAAUCCGACUGCACGUAAGGCUGACGUUGCGAGUGAAAUAAUACGAUGUGCUGCCGUUAAACCGCAAGAACGAUUUAGAGAACUUGACCGCUAUGUGGGUGAAUUCAUGCGACAGUAAGCACCAUUUCAUCAUACGUAACGCUGUAAUCUCACAGCCAACACUCCUUGUUCAAGCACUACGAAAUCAACGUCCAGACCCAGCGCGGAACCGUCAGUGCUCGGGUUCUUCCUCAACCAUGUGCGUCUUUCGGGGGCAGGGAUGUGGAGCUUGGACGUGGGAAGUGGAUGGCAAACACUUUUCUACAACCGGCGACUGCUGAGCCACUGAAAUGGGCUGUUGUGAACAUUCCACCGCACAAUGUUAGUUUCGAUUUCUUUGCGAGUCCGACCAAAUGUGCAGCGCUUACCAGAGUUCUUUUCUUCUAGGCUGCCCAACGUAAUCAAGCCACACUGGUUCAGCGGCUCCCCCAGGCGGCAGCGCAAUUUGGUUUCCGAUUUGACCCUCGACCCUUCUGCAAAACCAUCACCCCGAGCGAGCUGGAGGGUUUGAUGCGUCAACUUCAUGCCCAGCGAGUCACGCUUGUUGUUCUCGUCCUCUACGACAACUUCACGUAUCCGUCUAUCAAGAUGAUCAGCGACAUAAAACUCGGAAUUCGUACCCAGUGCGUGAAGGGGGUGACUCUAACGAAACCCAAUGUCUUCCGUAAGUUUUUCCAGAUAGUCUCUUUGCGAAGCCGCCGUUCAGAAAUUUCACUUAUAUUCUCUGACGUGGGUUGUGUACUUCCUGACUAUGCAUUUUGAGGUGGAGCAAUUGCCCCACCGAACCAUAUCUGGCAUUAUUAAAUUUCGUUCAAUUAUUUUCAGCAAACCUGAUGCUGAAGAUAAACGGGAAGCUUGGUGGAAUAAAUUGGAGUGUUUCAAACUACCCGAUAAAAGGAUCUGUGAUGGUAUUCGGUGCCGAUGUUACACACCCUGCGCCCACACAAAACGAUGAGCUUAGAAAAUCGGUGGCGGCGGUCCUUGGGAGCAUUACACCAGAUCUCAUGCGUUAUGCUGCGGUCGUUCGUAGGCAGGAUACCACAGAGAGAGGAAACAAGACCACACGUGAAAUAAUUGACAAUAUGGAAGAAAUCGUUUCUGAUUUGUUGAAGGUGAGUACAUCAAAUCAUACACUUUCGCACUUUGGUCGACUCUCCUGAUACGUCUCAUUUUUCUUCCUAGGCGUAUUUUGUAAACAACAAUGACCGCUUCCCAGAUAGACUUAUCUUCUACCGUGACGGAGUAUCCGAAGGACAGUUCGACAUCGUACUUACUGGUGAACUGCCCGCCAUACAAAGAGCUUGCGCAGGCCUUCGGGCCGGCUACGAACCGGCAAUAACAUACAUAGUUGUGCAGAAAAGGCACCACAUUAGAUUUGAGCCGUUAGAUCAGAGGGCAAAAAAUGUGGCCCCGGGGACUGUCGUGGAUACUGUUAUUACCCAUCGACGGGAAUUUGAUUUUUACCUCUGCUCACAGGAGGGAAUUCAGGUUAGUCUGCUUACACUUAUUUAAUCUCUAACUUGAUUUUUAGGGCACUUCAAAGCCAGCCCACUAUCACGUCCUUUACGACGACAGCAAUUGGACCUCGGACUCGCUGCAAAUGUUCACGUAUUUCUUGUGCCACGCUUACAUGCGUUGCCCAAGGAGCGUCUCGUAUCCCGCCCCGACAUAUUACUCCCACUUAGCUGCCUUCCGUGCCCGGGAUUGGUUAGCAGCUGUUAACGAACAGCCGGAUAAUUUUAUCACUAAAAACCGCUUCAAGGUUCACGAUAGCCAGUUUACAGGAAUGUUUUUCCUAUGAUGCAACCCAUGUGAGGGUAAAUACGUAUUUCACGAACAACUAUUUUCUAAUUCUCGAGUUGAUAAUUGAAUACUAAACAAUUUAUCUCCAUUCACACCCUUCCCUUUUUAUCGACUCGAGAUUUGUCCACAUGUCUCUUACUUGUUUCGCGCUUCGAACAGCUUGUCAUGGCGUCGGAGUAGAUAAUUACAAAGGCCCGACCUAUGUUAUUUGGCGUUCGUUCUAAGAGAUAGGUUGUCCAAGGUGGCGAGUCCGAACUACGUCAGUAGCUUGGUGGGCGACUGGGACCGGCCAAUGGCGAUCUGUGGCCUUUGCUCUUACUACCGCCUGCUGGCUUCUUGUCAGCAAACGCUUCACAUGCAUCGUCGGUGCUGUCGUGAAGGAUGUAACCUUCCUGCUAGCUGGCACCCCUGUCUUCCUUGUCUUGAGUGCAGUACGGGCACUCUGUGGUUGUAGUUGAGAGCCGCAUCCGUACUGAUUUCGGGAUAGAAUUCCCGUAGACCAACCGUGAGUUGUUGCGUUCGAGGCAAACUCUGACACCUCUAGUAAAGCCUCGGCACGGUGGUUUGGAGGCUAGCUUCAAUUGUCUCUGGAUACUGGCUACUGCGCUUUUUAUGUUUAGAAAUCAUAGUUCCGAUUUUAAAUCGGGUGGUGAGCACAAGUACAUUAGGGUAGGUGGUGGGUAGCCCACUGUCUCAAGACUAGCCAUUAUCGUGGACUCGAGUGCGUGGUCCUUUCGAAAUGUGGUAUCGCGGUGCCGUGGUGCUAGUCCGUAGCUCUAGUCUUCCAGCAUUAGAGAUUUUACCGGUGGGCGGCAGGAAAGGGGCUCCGUGAACGUUCUUCACCGAAUCCUAGACUCUCGUUCGGAGCGUGCACCGCUAGCGUUUACACUGCUGCAUAUGAGCCUGACGUCUUCCGACUAUGGGAGGGUGGUUACCUUAGAGCACUUAGCUCCAGAAGUAUGGGCUGUGGGGUGGUCGUGCAAGUUUGUCAGGUGAGCAUUAGCAACGGCGGAGGAUCGGGGUACAGCGGGUUGACCGUCACCUAAGACCUCGCAGCCAGAUGAUGCUACUGUGGCAUGUGCACCACGUGGGCCGGUGACGCCAUCAACUCAUGGACUGGACAGCGAAAUACCCCAGAACCGAGUAUCCAUGGGAAUGACUUCGUGGGGUCACGUCUUCCAGGCCUGCUCUGGGCAUGAGGCUUGUUACAGUAGGCAGUGCGCUGAGUCGCCAAGGGGGAUAGGUGCUCCAGCAUCACUCCCCUUCCAACUUAAUUGGCCGUAAGCGGUGAGACUAGGUGCUGCUGGGAAUGGUCGAAAGCUUCAGGCCGGCCCUCGCGGCGCGUAUUUGAAAUAGCCUAGGCGCUCCUGACCGGUGCGGCCCGAAGUAUGCAUUUUAUGGGGCUUAACUGGUUUAUGGCUCAGCGGAGCCUGUUUGGACGCACUGGAGCCAGACGCCACACAGGUGGGCUGUGCGAUGUGGCCUGCUAAUCGUCCAAGAGCUCCGUUGGUUCUAGAGUUUCUCGUAGCAAUGGUGGAGAAACGGGGAUGGGUUUCGUGCCGACUGAUAGGCUAAAACCGGUACGCUUGUGCUGGAAGGGUGCAAAUGGUGGGGACCACCUGUAGUGGGUUCCGGCAGAGUCAGUGUUGUACAGGGACUGGGAGUCGGUUCAUUUACGCUGUGGCUUGGGUCGCAGUGGAACGGUGCCAAGUCCGUCCGGCGGCGAUAUUCAUGUUUGGGCACCAGGCAAUUCCCGUGCUUGGCUCAGGUUAUGCUGCCGACAGCAAGAACUGUCUUAGCCAUGGCUUCAUGAGGGGUCGGUUGGUGUUUAUGGAGGGUGACACAUAAGGAACCUAACUAUCUUAAUUAUCCGCCACCAAGGCCUGCCUGACUGCCUUCGAUUCCUUUGCUAGACUGAGUAUAGUCAUCCUUGGCGCGCAACCAGUCAGAAACACCUUGACUAGAUGGGAGCAUACCGCUCAAAAUGCCCCGAAGGGAAUCCUGAUGUGAAAGAAUUAGGCGAACAGAAAAAGGCGUGGCUUCUCAACUUCAGUCCACCCAAGCUGGGAGGAAUCUCACCACAAGAUCCGCAUGACAGGAGAGGGAUUAGUUCUAAAUGAAAGUCAUCAGGGGUCGAGUGCGUUCUAGGGAACGACAGUACCAAGGGCUAUUAAAAUAAACCGGUGACUAACUAAUCGUUUAUCACGGGCUAUCGACACGAUAGCAAAGCCGAGGCACUAGCAUGGAUCCGGUGAGAACGCCGUCCGGAAGAAAUCGGCUGAUGAUUGCCGAAAUCAGCGGGUUAGGCGCUGGGUCUCCGCAGAUUUGGGGGUCUGCAACCAUAUAUUGGAGCUUAACCAUCACUAGGUCAGUCUCAACCACACCGGGAGCAAGCGCCUUUGAAUACAGCAUGUUCUGUGUCAGCCAGCGAAGACGACAAACGAUAUUUGCGCCAAACGAAAGUGGUCACUUCCGGCCUCGCGCGAAGUCCGUUCGUUGUUGAGCGCCUGGAGUGCCGCUAUCUCGGGCAAAGCUUUGUGCGAAGAGUCAGGGUAGAGGAAACAGGGCCCCAUGUAAACAUGCACGAGCGGCCUUCUUUGACUCAGUCGGAACCUACGCGACCGGCCGAUAUCGGCCAAAAAACCAAAGUUGGAGUCCAUGCAGAUACAAAGAUAUCAUGGAUGUAAGGGACGGUCUGUGCGCCUAAACUAGUCGCUUAAAACAUUUUGAUCAAUUUGUGACUGCUGCACUAAUGGCAUAUAUGGACUUCUGCUUUGACGCGACUGCAAUCAUGCUUGAUAUAACCGUUGUGGACGAUGCUGCAAAUUGUACUUCCAUGCGCGGUGAUCUGCGGCAGUGGAUCUGGAGUACUCGACUCUUCCCCAGAGAGCGAGAAACUGAAUACAGGUGGUCCACAGACCACCAAGUCUUGAUUGACUGUGUGGAGCCAGGUAUUGAGUCAACUUCCUCUCCACAGACAGCUAGGAAGUGUACCUGAUGAAGGACAACGACGCCUAACCCCUCAGGUGAACGAAGAAGACCGCGCCCAAACCCCUCCAAUCGUCCUUCCUGAAUGGCCUGAUAUGCCCUCGCGAUGCUUCCUCAGCGAGUGUGAACUGUCUCAUCGAGGGCCAAGUCGACGCACUUCUCUCAAACGAUGGCCCUCAGUCAGUGGUGAUUAAUUAUCUUCGGUUUUUGCUCGUCUGGCAACUGCGCAGUCCAUCAUUCACAACCGCACAAAAGGACCAGCCGGACAGAUGACUGAUACAUGCGGAUCUCUGUGGCGUGGGGUUAUCGCGUACGGUUCGUGGGCACUUUCUAAGGAUUUUAAAAACCCCGCGAGCAACAUCGAUUCAGGAGACGAAGUCGUCCUCACUCUGUUCCUCUGGCAAUAGCCUCACCCAGAAGUAUUUACAAGCACCUACUCCCUCGAGUCGACCGCCAAUAAUCUUGACGGGAGAAUUCUCACUGCCGGAAAGCCGUCUGCAAGCACUUUGGUCAUCCCAGCUUUCAUAGACAAACAGACUGAUUUUGCGACCUCAUCCACCCACGGCACGCAUACUGUAGUUCAUCAAAGCUUGACACAAAUAGGGCAAUAUCGUCGGCAUUGUCUGGACCAGUCAGUAGGCACAUGGUAGCAAAGCUAACACCGUCAAUAUCCCUUCCAGCAUCCAAUCAAUGGAGUAUUUGAACAGGAUUGGAGAUAAAAUACAACCACUUCGAACAAUAGAUCGAACAAUGAUUAUGUUGGAUUGUUAAGGACCAGCACUAGCGCGGUGAUAGAACGACAGAAGACUCUGAUCAUGACGACGAUUUUUGACAAGCUGCCAUCUGUUUUCACUGUUCGCCACAAGGACUCACGAUAGACGCAAUCGAACACUGCAGCGAAGCCAACAAAACAGAUGUCCAUUGGUUGCCAAUGACCACGACGGAAUCCGGGAAUGUGUCCCAAUGUGAAUAUCUGGUCGGCGCAUCCACGCUCAGCUCAAAAUCGGGCUUGGUUGGGUCUCAUCCUCGAAUCACGCACACUGAUAUCGCCAGUGAAUGACAACAGCAAAGAACUUCGCAGCAACGUUGACGAGACUUAAGUUGCGGUGAAUCUCGCACGUUGUUUUAUCUCCCUUCUUGAAAACAAGUUCAAAGGUGCUUGGACCCGUUGUCAGGAACGACCUUACCACCACAGGCUGGCUUAAUCAUCUCGUAAAGCCAGGGGACGGAGUGUCGACGCAAAAAUUGUGGACUUCAGUGGGAAUAUCGUCCUCUACGGACGCCUUGUUAUUGUGCAGACACGUAUUGCGUCGGAUCUUUCUCACUGAAAGGGGGCACGGUACUGUAGGGUGGAGGCGAAUAAGACUCCUCUGCAGAGUGUGAGGAAGGGUGAUGGGUUGGUCAUCAAAGUCGAGAAGGUGGUCGAAGUGUUCACGCCACCGCUUGACAUUGGCCUAACUGUCAACAAUAAAUCCGUAAUUCGCAUCGAGGACACUCGGUGUAGAGAACCUACCACCAACUUCACAGAUAAUUUGGUAGGGUUUUUUGGCGUCACCGUCGUUUGUGACCUGCUCCAUAGAGGUUGUCAUUUCAGCUCAAUACUUUUUCCGUCAUCUCUAGCGAACAUUGUCGCUCGUCCUCCCCCCUCCUUUCGACUCGGGUCAUAAAGCAAGACCGGAUUUCUCUGCUGGUUUUUGUAAUUUUGCGACAACAUGUCUUAUCCGUGACAAUUUUGGUGCAAAUAGAAGAUGAACAUUCAGACGCCUGCGAAAGAGGACAUGACCUGGCCCAUGGGCGUUCCCAAUUUCAGCAACACACAUCGACCUGCUACCGUGAAACCGGCCGCGGAACGUUUGACCGACUGUAGUCGACCACCGUGGCCGUAUGGACGUCGUUCGAAUACGAAGUCGGUAAAUGUUUGUGGCGUUGGAUGCAUGUGUUGGUUAGAGAUAGUCGGUCCUUCACCAUCGUCGUAUCGAGAACCAAGCUCAGAGCGGCCAACAAGGUGACUGUCUGAAGAGUCAUCGGGUUCAGUCCAGCCAUUCUAGCGCCUGGUAACAAUCAGCAGAUCAUGGAGAGGGAGUCUCUCAACUAAGCAGCAGUCAUAAGUAGAAGGUUCCUUUACCGACCUGGUUGUUAGAAAGUUUACUGAACUUGGGCCUUGCCGUUGCCGUUCUGGGUUCGAAUCCCAUCGAAGCUGCCGAGUUUUUAGCCAGUGAACCAAAGGAAAUUUUCAAAUCUUCCGAAGCAUCUGUUAAUCAGUGAAAGGGUUUUUCAGUCUCGCCAUCUACGCGGACUCGUCACGUGACAGCAGGCUUGAAUCAGUCGAGGUAAUGUGGCUGUCCGCUCCCUUGACUUCUUGCGCUCAGUCUACCUGCACUUCUGCCUGCCCCAGUCCAUGUCGAUUCGUUGCUGGGGCCGCGCGAAGCUUGCCACUAAUCUCGCGAGUGGUUGAAGCCGAACAACGCUGCCCCUUCUCUGAUUGGCUCGCGGACGCUAACUAAGACAGGACGAAAGGCGCACACACGCGUUGGGGCUAAUAUCCUCAAUGGUGGAAUAGGGCAACAAAACUUGUCUGGAGAGGCAGCUCGCGGCAACUGUUUGUAGAGCCUCUCGUACGCUCCUACGCAGCAGUAAAGGUUGUCCAAACCAAUCCACCUUCCCUGACUUCUGAUUAGGGAAUCUUUGUGUUGCCGACCAUAUCACCUCGAUAGUAGGUUCAGAUGAAUAGCAUCUUGCAACGCUAUUGACCGCAAGAAACAAGGAGGGCCAGUUAAACGAUGAGAUAGCAUCCACGGAAUAGAUAAGGAUUUACGGAGGCGAGACGCGUUCAUAUAUACUGAUCAGGCUGAAAGUGACGCAUAUGUGGACGGGAGUUACUGUAGGUCUCAAAGACCUCAGUGUAUCUGCCAGGGUGGCUUUUGCUGUCGGGGUGCGAUGGAUCGACAACUUGAGAGUUCAUAAAUUGCAAGUAAAGACAGACUGAUUAGGUUGGGCAGGCUUUAUUGGGACGAGGGGCUGUACAGGCGACCCAGCAAACGGUUUUAGCAAGUCAUCUCUACAGGCGUGUGACAGCCGUUUGGAUUCUUAGCACCCAGCGCAUGCGUGAGCCUUGCUCUGUCUGUCUGCGGCCAAUCAGCGGAGGCCGCAGCAUCGAUUGGCCACGGGCUCUCGCAGAGCUAGUGUCGAGUUAUACGCGGGGCUCCAGUCAUCAACAGGUAAGGAGCAUGAGGUGAAUAGAACGGCGACAAGAGUAAGCGACUACGUCAGUGACCAUGGGAGUGGACGGCCACACCUUCAAUGCUCGCUUCGGACAGUUCACAUCGCCUGUGAUGAGGUUCAGGUUCUCCAUGGAACCGGGUGUUGCAACGAUAACAACCUCCUCCUUGCUCAAACGUGUACCGGACACCUCCGCCUCUCCUCCCCACCAAGACUUUGUCCCUUCUUUUUCCUCUGUAGAAGGCAACAUGGAUGCUCCUUGCUCGCGACGCGGGAAUCUGCUGGAUUACGUUCACCUUCGGAGGCGCGGCAGUCAUAACGUGCUGGCGAUUAAGGCGAUCUGCGAUGCUGACUACUAUACAAUCACCGCCUCGUCUUCUCCAAUAUGA
Spirometra erinaceieuropaei is the source of this 13059-nucleotide messenger RNA. The record is from the annotation of a GenBank genome assembly. NCBI's taxonomy places the organism in Eukaryota, Metazoa, Platyhelminthes, Cestoda, Diphyllobothriidea, Diphyllobothriidae.